Messenger RNA from Gopherus evgoodei (Goodes thornscrub tortoise), 6683 nucleotides. RefSeq names its product fibrinogen C domain containing 1 (gene FIBCD1). The coding region runs from base 31 to 1413 and encodes 460 amino acids. Lineage: Eukaryota; Metazoa; Chordata; Testudines; Testudinidae. The record is from RefSeq and is a predicted model, not a curated record. The transcript is spliced from 7 exons.
CGCUCCAGUCCCCCUUCCCUGGCCCAGAAGAUGGUCAACGAUCGAUGGAAAGACAUGGGGAGAGCGUCUCCACUCGAGGACGGGCAGCAGGAGAAAUCCCAAAGAAUGAGCUGCGGCUACAUCCUGUGCACGGUCCUCCUGUCUGUGGCCGUCCUCCUGGCCGUUACUGUCACCGGCGCCAUCCUCUUCAUGAACCACUAUCACACCCCUGUCACGGAGUCCCCGCCCAUCAUCAGCACCAACCCUGAGGAGGCCAAUGCUCUGGUCACCAUCGAGAAGGUGGACAGUUCCCGCAUCAACAUCUUCAUUGACCCCAACUGUCCGGACCAAGCCGGCAGCUUCACCCGCCUGGAGGGCUUCCAGUCUUCCGUGCUGCGGGCCGUGAUAGACCAUGACACUGAGAUGAAGUCAUCCAAGGGGCAGGAGCGGGCCCUGCUGGUCACUGUGGCGGAUGAGGUGGCCAAGCUCCUGACCCACGCCACUCAGCUGAGAGCCGACUGUGACAGCCUGAAGAAGGGGCACAACACUAUGGGGCAGGAGCUCAAUGCCCUGCAGAAUGAGCAGGGGCGGCUGAUACAGCUGCUCUCGGAGAGCCAGACCAACAUGGCCCGGCUGGUGAGCUCUGUCAGCGACGUCCUGGACACGCUGCAGAAGGAUCGAGGCAUGGCCAGGCCUCGGCUCAAAGCCGACCUGCAGAGACCUCCAGCCCGGGGAGCCCGGCCCCGGGGAUGUUCUAAUGGCUCGCGGCCCCGGGACUGCUUUGACAUCUACACGAGCGGACAACAAGAGGACGGCAUUUACUCCAUCUUCCCCACUCAUUAUCCCUCAGGCUUCCAGGUCUACUGUGACAUGACAACGGAUGGCGGGGGGUGGACGGUUUUCCAGAGGCGGGAGGAUGGCUCAGUGAAUUUUUUCCGUGGAUGGGAAGCAUACCGGGAUGGAUUUGGGAAGCUGACGGGAGAGCACUGGCUAGGGCUGGCACGGCUCCACGCCCUGACCACGCAGGCCAGCUACGAGCUGCGAAUCGACCUGGAGGACUUUGACAAUGGUACGGCCUUCGCCCAGUACAGCACCUUCGGCGUGGGCCUGUUCUCCGUGGACCCGGAGGAGGACGGCUACCCAGUCACCAUCGCCGACUACUCCGGGACAGCAGGAGACUCCUUCCUGAAGCACAACGGCAUGAAGUUCACCACCAAAGACCUGGACAACGACCAUUCGGAGAACAACUGCGCCGCCUUCUACCACGGGGCCUGGUGGUACCGCAACUGCCACACCUCCAACCUCAACGGGCAGUACCUCAAGGGGCACCACAGCUCCUACGCCGACGGCGUCGAAUGGUCCUCCUGGACCGGCUGGCAGUACUCCCUCAAAUUCACAGAGAUGAAGACCCGGCCCAUCAGAGAGGAGAAUUAGCCUAACGGCGCAACCCCUCCCCUGCCCCCUCUUCUUCCCCCUCCCCCACAGCUCAGUGUUGUCUUGUCCGUGAGUCAGGGGGCAGUCAGGGUGAAAAGCUCCUCUGAUAAUGCACCGCUUAGCACCAGGACGGGGGCCCGCGGGAGCCCUCUGCCAGGGGAGGGGUGGCGCAUGCCCCGAGGGUGCAUCUCAGGGGAGAGGCGGUCGCUGCCGCCUCCUUGCUCCGAGCGCCUCCAAGGACACGUGCCCCCUGGCGGUGGAGUCGGCCCACCUGCGUUUGGCCUCCCCCCUUGCAGCAGGCCCUGGGCUCAGGUGUGCGUGGGGGUGGGGAGCGGCAUCAGCCUGCUGGGCCUUGGCUUCUUAUUACAUGGCAGCUCCAGUGAGGCGGCAGGUGAAAAUCCCUUGGUAAAGCCCCCGCAGGGAGUGGAGAGAAUCAACCCGCCGGGAGGCGACUGAGACGUUCGUGACAGUCCCAGGAGGCAGCAGCUGGCCUGUAGUUCUUGAUGGGCUUUGCCAAGGGGGUACAGCAGGCACCGAGAAGGGGGAAGCCAUGGUGAGAACAGAACCCAGGAGGCCCGACUCCCAGCCCCUGCACACAAUACCAGCUGGCCCCAUAGGAAACACCACCCCAUGUUGAUUCCCUGCAUUGAGCUGGGCUCCGAGCACAUCUAGAGGGCUGGGCUGGCAGGUGCCCCAGCUGGAAAGGUGUCGUGUACAGAAUGCAGCCCCAGGGGGCUCAGCAGAUGACACACAAAGGCUGCAGAAAGGGGACAGUGCAGAUCCUGCACAGUUCUUCAUACCCGCCCUGGGUCACUGGAGUUGCCUCCUCCCCACCAGCCACUCGCUCUCUGGCUCCAAAGCUCCACUGGUGACCGGAUGCCUGCUCUCCAGCAGGGAAAAGGGUUGCAUCUGUCCGGGGCAGGGGAGGAUACAACACCUGGCCCUGCUUCCUGCUGGGGUUUAGCCCAGGUGUGUCUCUGGAUUUAUGAGCAAUUCCCCCUCCCAUUCAAAACAGCCCCACAUCCCAAAUCCAGUUUCUGCUGCUGCUCACCAGCUGCAGCCUCUCACCCUGUGACGUUCCCAUGCCCAGCAACGACUCUACCACCCUCCCACAGUCUGCCAUCCAGGUAUGGGGGGGGACACAGUAAUUCAACCUUGGAACUGAGAUGGAGGUGACCCCAAACAGUCCACCAGCUCUCCCAGCCCCAUGGCUGCCCUAUGGGGCUCGCUGUAUCACUACAUGCCACGUGGGCACGCUUGGCAUUGCGCGCCACACAGCCCUAGGGUUUAGACACCCAGAGAGUAUUGGCUGGACCCCUCAGAAGGGAUGAUUGGCACUGCCCCAUGGCAGCUGUGCUGGCCAAGGUGGUGGGGCAAAGCUCACAACUGCAGCUUUGGAGGUGGGAGGGCUCCAAGCAGGUAGCCAGCUGAAGCUCCCAGGUGACCCUUAGGGGAUAUGUUUAAUGGAGUCUUUUUGCCAACCAAAGCCACUCGGAAGGGGGGAAACCCAGACCCCCUUUGUGGAAACGUGACCUUAGCUCUAUGGUAGCUGUGACCUUCCCUCAGCUCCUUCGGAGGCUGGCUGCAGGAAAGAACAGCUGGUUCUCCAUGGGGGAAUCCCUGCCCCUGUCCCCUCGGUGCAGAGGACAGGGGAGCUGGCCUUCAUUUCCAGCCCCCAGGAGGGCUUCAGGCUGACCAGACCAGGCAGCGAGCCAUGCGACAGAGGGACUCCAAGAAUCCUCAUCCUCUGGGACAUCACGGAGAACAGGGAAGCGCAAAGAGGAUUGAGAGGAGCCAUUGGGCAGAGCGCAUAAGUCACAGCCAAUUCUCCGGCUCCCUUGUCAAGGAGGCACUUCACAGCCCAAGCUGUUCAGUGUCAAGCCAGAUGGUCAGCAGCAGAAUCCAUGCUCAGGUUUCUCCGGGCCCAAUCCCCCAGCACUCAGGGCCUUGCUUUCUUGGUAGCACUCUGCAGAAGCCACGGUGCAGGUAGACAUCCAGCUGCUUGCAGCGAAAGAGGGGAGGGGGGAAAUGGGAACACGCCUGCUCCUGACUGAGAUGCUGAGGAUGGAGCAGAGGCCUGCCGGCACAGGAGAGCUCCAUCCUGAUCUGCUCUGCAGGAAACGGGAGACAACUGGGCUAUAUUCUGUCUGUGCUGGACUCUCUAAUGGUGGGACGUGCUGCUGAACGCUGGGGUGUAAAAGGGUUGAAUGGUGCGUGAGAAGGAAGCCCCCUCCCACCCCAACCCCCUUAGUGCCAGACCCGAGCACGCUGGAGACAGGUGUCUCAAUCAGGAACUCAUUUGGAUUUUGUUUAAUGCCAAACCACACAAAAAAGCUCAAAGCCAUCCAGUUUGUGUGGCAUCAGGAUCUGGAGACACCAGCCCUGCAACUCAGUAGUGCCCACGCCCCCUGCUGGUGGCACUUGGCAGCAUCAUGUACAAGAGCAGUGCAAAGUUUUGUGCUUUCCUUGUUCUGACUUCACACGCCUUUGCAUUUCCCUCCCACCACUUUACGGGCCAGGCUGAUUCUCUGGCAUUGACAUUUCCUGGCUGUGUUCUUUUCACUCCUCUUCUGCCACUGGCCGGCAGUUACCUGAGCAGCGAGCUGAUGGAUUUAAACAGAACCCUCUAAGAAGACCAGCCCAAGGGAAGCUGAUUCUUCUUUGUAGGACACUCCUGUAGGCAAUAAAACAGCUUGAUUUAAAGGGGGAUUAGGGAUGUAAAGGAGGCAUCCAAAUCAGAGUUCUUCUUAAGCUUACUAAAGCAUGGGGCAUUUCGUUACCUCUGCUGGGGCUGCCUUCUCCUCCAUCCUUGGGGCAGAGAGAGAUUUCAGAAGGGCAGAGGGUUGCUUUUGGCCUUUCAAAGACACAGGGGCCAGCCACAGGAGAGGUUUGUUUGUUUUUUAAAUAGUCCUUGAGAAAAAAUGCCCAUAGACCCUCUGCAAAUUACCCUGGUUGGUUGCUGGAAAAAAGGAUUCAAAGGAUACACAGCCCAGGCUCAGAGCACUUUGUGCCGGACUUGGGGGGAGCGGGAGGAAAGAAACAUAAUUGGAAGGAUAGUGAAAUUCACGACGUUAUUGUUCACUGUGUCUACUGCAGUCGACUGAGGCCACGUUGCACCAGGUGCUGCGCUGACACAUGGUAAGUGUCUCUGUCCUGAUGAGCUCGCAAUCUAGACCAGACAGACAGUGGGUGAGGGGAAGGAAAGCUCAGUCUAUGCCCACUGUACAGAUGAGGGGCUGAGGCAAAGUGAUUACGUGUGUUUCGGGCUGUAGGAUCCUGCAGCCGUACAAGAAGCAGUGGUGGAUUAGAGAUUUAUGCUUCUCUCCACACUAAAAGAAAAGUUCUCUGUAAAUCUUUAUGUGGACGAACAGGGAGCAUUUGGGGAAAGUUUUUUCACAGUGAGGUGAUUUUCUUGAGUGGUGUGUGUUGGCGGGGGCACGUGCAUUACACAUUUGGGAUUAUUGUGGUUUUCCCUCUGGUGGAGUCCAAGUUUCCAUACUGAACAUCUGAGGCCUGUCUGAGUCAGGCUGCCUCAAUUCAGUAGCCCCUCUGUUGCUGUGAAACCCACCAACUUUAAAAUACGUCUUUUCCUUCCACCCAGCCUGCACUGGACAGAGGCUUGGUAGAAUUCAAUUUUCAUUGCUUUAGAACGUUGACGGCUGAGAUCAAGGGUUAUUUUUAAGAUCUGUUUUAGAUGAUCAAUUGAAAUGUCCACAGUUAUGGGAAAUUAUCUGGAGGGGCUGGUUAGACAAUUAUUGUAUGACAGAUGUUGAGAUUCAAAAAGUUAAAACUUCACCACCAUUUUAACAGAAGCUGUCAACAUCGCACAUCAAAAUACACAAAGAUCCUUCAACCCUAAGAAGUUCUACUUUGUAUAUCUGUAAAUUUCAAUGAUCACGACUGGAAACAGUUUCUCCUGGGUUUGUGGGGGUGCAGUGAAAUUGGCAUUUACAGAUACACAAGCUAAUCCUUCCAAAUCUAGCUAUACACUUGCUGUACAGUGCCGCACACUGGCUGGGUUAGAUUCAUUAAGCAACAUAUCAGUUCAGACCUGAUGUCAGCUUUUAGACCUAAGCUACCUAAGGGUUAUGUAUGCUUCCACCUUGACCUCAACUACUUGCUGGAGAGGGGAGGCCAAGCAUUGCCAGGGAGCAGAGCGGUCCUGGUGGAGGGGAAUCCUGUGAACGUUUCUCAGUUGGUUUGUUUUUUAUUUCACUGGAACAAACUGUAAAUAGUUUUAUAGCCUUUGCCUUCAGGACAGAUGGGAACUCCUGGCUACAGACCCAGGCUGCCAGCCAGCCACCAGCCUGGGAACAUGGUAGCACUCAAGGAACUUUGCUCAGUGGGGAAAAGAGGUGUGUUGGUUUCCCGGGUUUCCUCCCGGGGCCAUUGUUCCUGGGGGUCGGGGAGGGUGAAAGUUGUGUGCUGUCAGGCACUGGGCACUUUGUGUAACUAGCCCUGUGUCACCCAGGACUCCUUAAUGAGUUUGUUUUGAAUUGCAUGAGAGGUAUUUAAUACAAUCAGAGGCCCCAGGAUUGCCAGGGAUUAGCUCUAAGAGUGCAUGGAUCAACCUGCAGCCUGGCAUCAGACUAAAACCUGUCUACAAUGACACCUGCCCUGGAGAGAAGCAGGAAGGGGGUGGGGUGCGGGAAGGGCAGGACAAUUGCAGCCAGACGCCAGGUGCUGGGAGAAAGAGGCAGAUAGUGGGCACUGCCGUGCAUACAAUGCUCCUCCAAGGAGCUUCCUAUGGGUCUGGCCCCCAACUGUGCAGCCUCCAGCCCUGCAGCAUAGGAAGGCUGGGCUGGAGCAGUGCAUGGCCCACACUGACCAAGGGGCCGGUAAUAGGGCUCAGGUUAGAUGGGAGCCCCUUUAACCGAUGCUUGUUGGAUUGCUGCCUUUGGCUCCUGGCCCAUCAGAGUCAUGCAGGGCUGGGGCAGUUGGCAGCCCCUCUCUCCAGCCCACGGCCUUUGGACAGGUUUUCCACGCUGCAGGGUGCCGGCCUAACUUCACCGACCUAGGCAGCCAGAGGACAAGGAUGUGUUUCUAGGCAGAUGCCCCACCCGUGCCUGCCCUUCGAGGAUUUGGGGUGGGGGGCCGGGGGAGAAGGGCUCAAAGCAGUUUCCUGAUCUGGACUUCACACAGCCAGCCCCUUGCCCCGAUGGUGGAGCUCGGGCCACAACGAUGUCUGUUCAGGUCUGAGCUAGCGGACAGGUCGUGUUGUUUAGCAGUACAAUGAAGUCUAGCUCGUGUGUGAUUGGUGUCAAACGCUG